GCCACUCCUGCUUACCACGUCGAUCUGUUUGGUGUGGUGUCAUUUGGCAGGCAGAACGACUAUAGAUCUCUUACCACGAGAGAAGGACGGCAACAGAGGAGGCCCAGGGAGGCGGGCAAUCAGGAGCGGUGGUCCGACAAGAGACCGCAAGGACCGCGGAGGAGUUCAGCAAGGGUGUGAAAGUGCUCCCAGAGACUGUCCGACAUGGAGGGUGGCGAUGGGGAGGCCCUGGCGUCCUACAUCAUGGACGAGGAGACGCUGAAGAGGAAGCAGCGGGAGAAGCUGAAGAAGCUCCAGGCCACGGGUGGGAAUCCCCGCCCUGCACGCUCUCUGUUCUUCCUCACACUGAAGAACCCCUUCCGCAAGGCCUGCAUCAGCAUCGUGGAGUGGAAACCCUUCGAGAUCAUCAUCCUGCUGACCAUCUUUGCCAACUGUGUGGCCCUGGCUGUAUUCCUGCCCAUGCCUGAGGAGGACACUAACAACACCAACAGCAAUCUGGAGAGCCUGGAGUACAUUUUCUUAGUCAUCUUCACCCUGGAGUGUUUUCUGAAGAUCGUCGCCUACGGCUUGCUGUUCCAUGCUGACGCGUAUCUGCGCAACUGCUGGAAUAUAUUGGAUUUCGUCAUAGUGUUCAUGGGGCUCUUCACUAUUGUCCUGGACACCAUCAACCACAUCAGUGGUGUGGAGGCCCCGGUAGGAGAGAAGGGCGGUGGCUUCGAUAUGAAGGCUUUGAGGGCAUUUCGUGUACUGAGGCCCCUCCGGCUUGUCUCAGGCGUCCCCAGCCUGCAGGUGGUGAUGAACUCCAUCCUCAAGUCCAUGCUGCCUCUCAUCCACAUUGCCCUGCUGGUGUUUUUUAUGGUCACCAUCUAUGCCAUCGUUGGUCUGGAGCUCUUCAAGUGCAAGAUGCACAAGACCUGCUACUACACUGGCACAGACAUUAUUGCCACGGUGGACAAUGAACUGGCAUCACCCUGUGCCCAGGCUGGCAACGGUCGGCGCUGCACCAUCAAUGGCUCGGAGUGCCGGACAGGCUGGCCAGGGCCUAACGAUGGCAUCACACACUUCGACAACCUGGGGUUUGCCAUGCUUACAGUGUACCAGUGCAUCACCAUGGAGGGCUGGACUGAGGUUCUCUACUGGGUGAAUGAUGCCAUAGGUAAUGAAUGGCCCUGGAUCUACUUCGUCACCCUUAUCCUGCUGGGCUCCUUCUUUAUACUCAACCUGGUUCUGGGCGUUCUCAGUGGGGAGUUCACAAAGGAGCGGGAGAAGGCUAAGUCUAGGGGAGAAUUCCAGAAGCUGCGAGAAAAACAGCAGCUGGACGAGGACCUGAAGGGCUACAUGGACUGGAUCACCCAGGCUGAAGUCAUAGAUAAUGACCAGGAGGGACACGGACUACUGCCUCUGGAUGAAGGUGGUUCAGAUACUGAGAGCUUGUAUGACAUGGAGGGUCUGAACCGUCUACGCUUCUACUUCCGCCAUUGGCGCCGCUGGAACCGUUUCUUCCGGAGGAAGUGUCGUGUCUGGGUGAAGUCUCGGCUGCUUUACUGGGUGGUGAUCCUGCUGGUAUUCCUCAAUACUCUGGCUAUUGCCACCGAGCACCACCAACAGCCCGAGGGGCUCACCAGCCUGCAAGACAAUGCCAACAAGGUGCUGCUGUUGCUGUUUGCACUGGAGAUGUUCCUGAAGAUGUAUGCCUUGGGGCUGCCCUCGUACUUUAUAUCUCUGUUCAAUCGCUUUGAUUGCUUUGUGGUUACUGUGGGCAUCCUGGAGCUGGUGCUGGUGCGGAUGGAUGUGGUGUCAGCGCUUGGCAUCUCUGUGCUGCGCUGCAUUCGCCUCCUACGGUUACUCAAGGUCACAAAGUACUGGACAGGCCUCAGCAACCUGGUGGCCUCCCUGCUGAACUCCGUACGCUCCAUCGCCUCCCUGCUCUUGCUGCUUUUCCUCUUCAUUGUCAUCUUCUCCUUGCUGGGCAUGCAGGUAUUUGGGGGCAAGUUUAACUUCCCCGACCAGGAGGUGCAACGUAGUACCUUUGACAGCUUCCCCCAAGCUCUCAUCAGUGUUUUCCAGAUCCUCACAGGUGAGGACUGGGACACAGUGAUGUACAAUGGCAUCAUGGCUUAUGGAGGACCAGUCUUUCCUGGAAUACUGGUCAGCAUCUACUUCAUCAUCCUCUUCAUCUGCGGCAAUUACAUAUUGCUGAAUGUGUUCCUGGCCAUUGCUGUGGACAACCUGGCUGAGGCAGAGAGCCUGACAUUGGCACAGAAAGAGAAAACGGAGGAGAAGAUGCGCAAGAAGUUGCUGAGCGCUAGCAACCCUGACAAGGCAGAGGAAGAGAAAGCUCUGAUGGCUAAGAAACUGGCAGAGCAGAGAGCCAAGAUAGACGGUAUCCCCACCACAGCCAAGCUAAAAGUGGAUGAGUUUGAGUCAGAUGUCAACGAAAUCAAGGACCCAUUCCCGCCAGCAGAUUUCCCCGGGGAUGAUGAGGAGGAAGAUCCAGAGAUCCCAGUGAGCCCCAGACCCCGGCCCAUGGCGGAUCUGCAGCUGAAAGAGAAGGCUGUGCCCAUGCCAGAGGCCAGCUCCUUCUUCAUCUUUGGCCCUCAGAACAAGUUCCGCAAAUUGUGCCAUCGGAUUAUCAACGCCACCACCUUCACCAAUAUCAUCCUUCUCUUCAUCCUCCUCAGCAGCAUCUCUUUGGCGGCUGAAGACCCCAUUGACCCAGAAUCCUUCAGAAACCAGGUUCUGGCCUAUGCUGACAUCGUCUUUACCUCGGUGUUCACCGCUGAGAUUGUGCUCAAGAUGACCACGUAUGGUGCAAUCCUUCACAAGGGAUCCUUUUGCCGGAACUCCUUCAACAUCCUGGACCUGAUCGUUGUGGGUGUGUCCCUGCUUUCCAUGGGAAUGGAGUCCAGCGCCAUCUCAGUAGUAAAGAUCCUGAGGGUGCUGAGGGUCCUGAGGCCCCUGAGAGCCAUAAAUCGUGCCAAGGGCCUCAAACACGUAGUCCAAUGCGUGUUUGUGGCCAUCAAGACCAUCGGCAACAUUGUCCUGGUGACCAUGCUGCUGGACUUUAUGUUUGCCUGCAUCGGUGUCCAGCUCUUCAAGGGUACAUUUUACAGGUGCACAGACCCCUCCAAAAUGACAGAAGUGGAGUGCAAGGGAACUUACAUCAAGUACCAGGAAAAAGCCCUCCACGAGAUGGAGGUGCGGCAGCGAGAGUGGACCAAUAGCGACCUGAACUUCGACAACGUGCUGAAUGGCAUGUUGGCGCUCUUCACCGUGUCUACGUUUGAGGGAUGGCCUAAACUGCUCUACAAGGCCAUCGACUCCCAAGCUGAAAACAUGGGCCCUAUCUACAACAACCGUGUGGAGAUAUCCAUCUUUUUCAUUGUCUACCUCAUCCUUAUCGCCUUCUUCAUGAUGAAUAUCUUCGUGGGCUUCGUCAUCGUCACCUUUCAGGAGCAGGGUGAGCAGGAGUACAAGAACUGCGAACUGGACAAGAACCAGCGCCAAUGUGUCCAGUAUGCUCUCAAAGCCCACCCCCUACGCUGCUACAUCCCCCAGGAUACCUACCAGUAUUGGGUGUGGUACAUCGUGACCUCCUGUUACUUUGAGUACCUGAUGUUUCUGCUCAUCAUGCUGAACACCCUCUGUCUGGGCAUGCAGCACUGUGACCAGUCUGACCACAUCACCCACCUGUCAGACAUGCUGAACGUGAUCUUCACCGUACUCUUCACUGCGGAGAUGAUCCUCAAGCUGCUGGCCUUCAAGGCUAAGGGAUACUUUGGAGAUCCCUGGAACGUGUUCGACUUCCUGAUUGUCAUUGGCAGCGUUGUGGACGUCAUUCUCAGUGAGAUUGAUACUGCUCUUGCAUCCAGCGGUGGACUCUACUGUCUCCAUGGUUGUGCGGAGGUGAACCCAAUGCAGGCUAUUGCAGACUCGGAAAAUGCCCGGGUCUCCAUCACCUUCUUCCGGCUGUUCCGUGUGAUGCGCCUGGUGAAACUGCUGAACCGGUCCGAGGGCAUCCGCAACCUGCUGUGGACCUUCAUCAAGUCCUUCCAGGCCCUUCCCUAUGUAGCUCUGCUCAUUGUGAUGCUGUUCUUCAUCUACGCAGUCAUUGGGAUGCAGGUUUUUGGUAAGAUUGCUCUGGUGGACGGCACACAAAUCAACCGCAACAACAACUUCCAGACGUUCCCGCAGGCGGUGCUGUUGCUGUUUCGGUGUGCCACAGGUGAGGCAUGGCAGGAGAUUAUGCUGGCGUGUAUGUAUGGGAAGCUGUGUGACCCCAAAUCAGAUUACCAGCCCGGGGAAGAGUACACGUGCGGGGCCAGCUUUGCCGUGGUCUACUUCAUGAGCUUCUACAUGCUCUGUGCCUUCCUGAUCAUCAACCUAUUCGUGGCAGUCAUCAUGGACAACUUUGACUACCUGACACGCGAUUGGUCAAUCCUCGGUCCCCAUCACUUGGAUGAGUUUAAGAAAAUCUGGGCGGAGUAUGACCCUGAAGCUACGGGGCGAAUCAAGCACCUGGAUGUGGUGACUCUGCUGCGCAGGAUCCAACCCCCACUGGGCUUCGGAAAGUUCUGCCCUCACCGUGUCGCAUGCAAGCGCCUGGUCUCCAUGAACAUGCCGAUGAAUAGCGAUGGCACUGUCACCUUCAACGCCACCCUCUUUUCCCUGGUGAGAACGGCCCUCAAGAUCAAAACCGAGGGUAACUUUCAGCAGGCCAACGAGGAGUUGCGAGCCAUCAUCAAGAAGAUCUGGAAGCGCACCAGCAUGAAGCUGCUGGACCAGGUUAUCCCUUCAGUUGGAGACGAUGAAGUGACCGUGGGAAAGUUCUACGCCACGUUCCUGAUCCAAGACCAAUUCCGCAAGUACAUAAAGAGACGAGAAGAGUAUUAUGGGUAUCGGCCAGCCAAGAAGAAGAACGCCAUGGAGAUUCAGGCAGGUCUUCGCAGUAUGGAGGAGGAGGCUCUACCAGAGCUCCAGCGUGCAAUCUCGGGGGACCUGAUGGCUGGGGAGGAGACCGACCAGGGACUGGAUGAAGCUAUGGAGGAUGCAAUCUUCAGGCGAUCAGGGGGCCUGUUUGGGAACCAUGUGGACCCCUUCACCCUGGAGAGGAACACCCCCCUGCCUACGCAGGUCACCAGCCAUCGCCCCCUGCAAGUGUCUGACCACCGGCUAGAAGAGGGGGAUCUGUCACCUGACUCUGUAUUCCUGCACAGCCCCCAGUUCUUUCCCAGGAUGCCCAGAAAGGCCAACACCACCACUAACAACAACAACAACAACAACAAUAUGAACAAACGUACAGUGGUUCCCUGCGAAUGGGAGGCGGGCCCACAGUUCCAGCCAAUCAAGGACACCCACGGCCUUUCAAAAGAAAAUAAAUUACAAGUUUCAAAUGUUAGGUGUGCAGAUAGUGCAUGUAUGUCCUCUGCAGUGGGUCUCCCAGGGUCUGACCUAGAACAAGAAUGCAGCAGAGGAGGAAACCAGCAGGGCAUGAGCACAAAGGCCGUGACCUCUGAGAUCCCACGCCACUGCAUUCAGCACAGGUGGGCACACUCAAACUCCCAGCAUGCCACGGGGCUGCAAUCAGUGUUUGCCAUAGACCAGCUUAUCCAGAAGGUACUGGAAGGUGCUGGUCUAAGCAUCCUGGGUCAGGACUCCCAGUUUGUGUCAGUGGUGAAGCAGGAGAUGGCAGAGGCCUUGGGCUUAAACCACGAUGACAUGGAGACCGCAGCCAGAGCGCUUCUCCAGAGCCACAGUGACCACUACUUUGACCUUGCUGAAGCAGACCCAGCCACAGAUUGUAGCUUUAUGUAGACGCCAUCACCAUGGCGAUGUGACUUUUUACUGUGACAUCACACCAUAGCGCGAUUUUAUGGGUCAGCUCUCCCCGGGUGCUACUGUAGAUCUAGAGUGUCUGCCUUGGUAGGGAAAUGAGACGUGAUUAGUCAACCAGAUCACUGACGGCGAUAACCCGGUUUCAGUAUGUUUUUCGUUGUUGCAGUUAAGCACUAGAAAGAGACUGUCAUUAACAAAAAAAUCAGGAAUGACGCCUUCUUAUAAUCCCUUUUUAUUGAUCAAAGAAAGUACUGCUGUGAACUUUUCCCCUCAAUAUAGAAUUGUUAUUUCCAGCAUUAAUGGUGAUUUCGCAUUGCUGGUCACUCCUGUACAUUGGGUCCUGAUGGGGCCAAAUGCUGCUAUGGUUUAGACCUCACCAAAAGCAGAGGUCCUGUUUAAUCCCGUCUAAAGGUUAUUACGUUUUUGUUGUGCACAAUGAAGAUGCAGAUUUCAGACUCAGGACUAUUGCAGGAGUGAUAUCGCGGUUAGGAGAGGAGUCUCAUUUGCACUUCCAAGAACUAUACAGUUCUGUUGAAAGCUGAGAAUCCAGGAUUGUGACCUCAGUAUAAACUGACUAUAUCUUAGUCUGUAGUGUAUGUUUAAGCUAACCUGUAUAUUAUGUUUCUGAUUCUUGUCCUAAGGAGUUAGCAUCCUGGGCAGGGCAGUGGGGUGCAUGUGUAUGUUAUGAAUUAUUUACUAUUAUUUAUUACUUUAUUCUGUGUUAUUUUUCAAAAUGUUGUUACGGCUUUUCGAGUUUCCACUCAUCGCUCAGGUGAACCGCGACGUCAAAUAUGCCUUCCGGUUAAGUUACAUUACUGGCUAUAUUUAUUCAGGAAUAGCCAAACCGCAGUCACACCCAGGUUACAUUUUAACUGCAGUACACACUAGUUUGUAACUAACAAUGCUAUCAUAUUUUGAACUUGUUGUGACUUAUUUUACAUUUGUCAAUUUAAAAAUGUUUAGAUUUUCUUGUAUGGUUUAAAUGUUAUAAAUAAAAUAUACGCUGUAUUUGUGAAUGGAUAUUAUAUGAAAUAAAUAUUACAUUUUAUACAUCA
Brienomyrus brachyistius is the source of this 6890-nucleotide messenger RNA. Its product is annotated as dihydropyridine-sensitive L-type skeletal muscle calcium channel subunit alpha-1-like. Gene Ontology annotation, cellular component: membrane; voltage-gated calcium channel complex. Gene Ontology annotation, biological process: calcium ion import across plasma membrane. Gene Ontology annotation, molecular function: calcium ion binding; high voltage-gated calcium channel activity. Bases 205 to 5814 code for a protein of 1869 amino acids. NCBI's taxonomy places the organism in Eukaryota, Metazoa, Chordata, Actinopteri, Osteoglossiformes, Mormyridae. The transcript has 45 exons. The record is from RefSeq and is a predicted model, not a curated record.